GAUACUACAUAUUACACGGUUGGCAAUACUGAUACGUCUUCUCUCUCGAUAGAUACGCGAAGACAAGUUAUCACGUACUGCCAGAGAGUGUUUCCUUAUAUCAGUGAAAAUCGUAUAUAACUAUUAGUCGAUAACUUUUCCAUCGAUUAAUUAAAAAAGUGAACAGUGAUAUCAGACGUCUCAUGUCUUCAAUAUUAAGCCUUGUGUUUUUCCAUGUCGUCACUUUCUCCUAGUUCAUCGGAAUUGAUAUGUUAAAAAGUGAUUUAAUUGAAUGCUUAGCAGUGAAUACGUUCUAGCCAAGGUUACGCGUUAUAAAUACGUAGCGAAUAGACACACAUCAAUCGCAUAAGCAAGUCAUCGUCAUGAUAGAUAAAGUUCCUCGUUAAAUGGCCUCAAGAUGGCUAAGAUUCAAAAUUGCGACAGUUCUAUACUGAAAUUGACAACCGAGCAGAAGGAAUACGCAGCAAAAGUUCUAAAUGAACACGACGAAAAUAGAGAAACCGCCAUCGUGGAGAUUAAACGUUGGAUUCAAGAGAACGAUUUACGCGCACGAACUGAUGAUUUGUUUAUUUUACGAUUUUUGAGAGCUUGCAAAUUUAAUCUCGAGAAAACAAAGACCAAGAUACGAAAUUAUCAAAUGCAGCGAGCUAAGAUGCCAGAAUGGUACGGUAACAGAGAUCCGCUUCAACCAAAAUUGCAAGAAUUACUAGAUUUGGGAAUUUGUUUACCUUUACGAAAAUUGGACAAUAAAGGAAGAAUGAUUAUCCUCAUUCGCCCUAUGCAUAAUCCAAACAUAUUUACAAUAGCGGAUGCACUUAAGGCCUCAUCCGUGUCUAUAGACUUGGCCUUAAGGGACAGCGUUGAAGCAUCCUUGUACGGUUUAGUAAUAAUUAUAGAUUUGCAAUAUGCAACUUUACGUCAUCUUGCUCAAAUUCGGCCUGGUAUUUUAAUGAAUAUGGUCCACGCGUGGCAGGGUUGCUACCCCAUAAGAAUUCAAUUGCUUAAUUAUGUUAACACACCGAAAUCUGCUGAAUUUAUUAUGAUGUUGACUAGAUAUUUCUUGAGCGAUAAACUGAAACAAAGAUUACACAUCUACACGCACAAAACGACGCAUGAGUGUUUUACAAAUAUAUCGGCUAAUAUCUUACCUGUUGAAUAUGGCGGCACUGAUGGUACAAUUCAGGAAUUAACAGAAUUUUGGAAGAAAAUGAUCGAAGAAAAUCGUGACUGGUUUAUCGACGAUGAAAAUUAUAAACCAGUUUUAUGAAAAGAAUAAAAAUUUUGUGAAUUAAUGUAACUUCUUUGUGCAUAAUUAUUUUUUAUGAUAAACUUAUGAUUCACUUAUUUUGAUCUUGAUUUGUAAUGAAUCUUUCAAAGACAGAUUCCUAGGAUCAUUUGGAGAC
Molecule: messenger RNA, 1403 nt
Organism: Camponotus floridanus (Florida carpenter ant)
Lineage: Eukaryota; Metazoa; Arthropoda; Insecta; Hymenoptera; Formicidae
Product: retinol-binding protein pinta
Exons: 6
Coding region: 398-1267 (289 amino acids)
Cellular component (GO): membrane
Molecular function (GO): phosphatidylinositol bisphosphate binding
Source: RefSeq, a predicted model, not a curated record